GUCUCUCACGAACCGUGAGCGCGCCGCGGCGGUGACAGUCGCCAUUUUAUUUUGAAAAUCAAACUGAAUUGGAGGCACGGCAACCCUUCCAUUUCGUCAAGUUUGUUCCGAGAAACAAAAAGAGAUGUGGAUCUGAAUUACUUUAUUGAGAGCACGAUGCUGAACUUGAUUUUAAACUGAAAGACUCUACCUACUUAGCACUGGGAGCCACCCAUCCACCAUUAACUUGGAAGUCAACAUUAUUCACACCUUUUGGGGGGGGGGAGCAGAAGUAACUUAUCACUGAAGUGACUAAAGGGGAAUAAUGGUGAUUUUGCGCCGUGCUCGGCCGCCUGCUUCCGCCCCAACCAGCAAUGAAUCUUGACUCGCUCUCGCUGGCUUUGUCUCAAAUCAGCUAUCUGGUGGACAAUUUAACAAAGAAAAACUACCGAGCCAGCCAGCAAGAAAUACAGCAUAUUGUAAAUCGUCACGGUCCUGAGGCAGACAGGCAUCUACUACGCUGUCUCUUCUCCCAUGUGGAUUUCAGUGGCGAUGGUAAAAGCAGUGGCAAGGACUUUCACCAGACACAGUUUCUGAUCCAGGAGUGUGUGUCGCUGAUAUCAAAACCAAACUUUAUCUCUACUCUGUGCUACGCCAUCGACAAUCCCCUGCACUACCAGAAGAGUUUGAAGCCAUCUGCUCACUUAUUCACUCAACUGAGCAAAGUUCUUAAGCUCAGCAAAGUCCAAGAGGUUAUAUUUGGCCUUGCUCUGCUCAACUCCAGCAACACAGACCUUCGUGGCUUUGCUGCUCAGUUCAUCAAGCAGAAACUUCCAGACCUCCUGCGGUCAUACGUUGACGCAGAUCUUGGAGGAAACCAAGAAGGUGGCUUCCAAGACAUUGCCAUAGAGGUGCUGCACCUACUGCUCUCCCAUCUACUGUUUGGACAGAAGGGAGCCAGUGGGGUAGGGCAAGAGCAGAUUGACGCCUUCCUAAAAACACUUUGCCGAGAUUUCCCCCAGGAGCGCUGUCCUGUGGUGCUCGCACCACUGCUGUACCCUGAAAAACGGGACAUUCUCAUGGACAGGAUCCUGCCUGACUCGGGGGAGUUAGCUAAGACCAGGAUGGAGAGUUCUCUUGCAGAAUUCAUUCAAGAAGUUGGCUAUGGUUUCUGUGCUAGUCUGGACGAGUGCAGAAACAUAAUCGUCCAAUAUGGGGUGAGAGAGGUGACAGCCAGCCAGGUAGCCAGAGUCCUGGGCAUGAUGGCUCGUACCCACUCUGGUCUAACUGACGGCAUCCCACUACAGUCUAUCUCCGCUCCAGGAAGCGGUAUCUGGAGCGAUGGGAAAGAUAAGAACGAUGGUUCGCAGUCACAUACGUGGAACGUUGAGGUACUCAUCGACAUUGUCAAAGAAGUGAAUCCCAAUCUCAACUUCAAAGAGGUGACAUAUGAACUGGACCACCCGGGCUUUAUAAUCCGAGAUAGCAAAGGCCUGCAGAUAGUGGUGUUUGGGAUCCUGAGAGGGCUGGGCAUUGAAAGUUUUCCUGUGGAUCUCAUCUAUCGGCCUUGGAAACAUGCUGAGGGACAGUUGUCAUUCAUUCAACACUCCCUGAUGAACCCGGAAGUGUUUUGCUUUGCCGACUACCCUUGUCACACUGUGGCCAUUGACAUCCUCAAGGCCCCACCAGAGGAUGACAAUAGAGAGAUUGCCACAUGGAAAAGUCUGGAUCUGGUGGAGAGUCUGCUUCGACUGUCUGAGGUGGGCCAGUAUGAGCAGGUGAAGCAGCUGUUCAGCUUCCCGAUCAAACACUGCCCAGAUAUGUUGGUGCUGGCAUUACUGCAGAUUACCACCUCGUGGCACACACUGCGCCACGAGCUCAUCUCCACCCUGAUGCCCAUCUUUUUGGGAAAUCACCCCAACUCUGCCAUUAUCCUGCACUACGCCUGGCAUGGACAGGGACAGUCUCCUUCCAUACGUCAGCUAAUUAUGCAUUCGAUGGCUGAAUGGUACAUGAGAGGGGAGCAGUAUGACCAAGCAAAGUUAUCUCGCAUCCUGGAUGUGGCCCAAGACUUAAAGUCUCUAUCAAUGCUGCUGAAUGGUACUCCGUUUGCCUUUGUUAUUGAUCUCGCUGCACUUGCCUCGCGUCGUGAAUACCUCAAACUUGAUAAAUGGCUUACUGACAAAAUUAGAGAGCACGGGGAACCUUUCAUCCAAGCUUGUGUGACGUUCUUGAAGAGGCGCUGUCCAUCCAUUAUGGGGGGUUUGGCUCCUGACAAGGACCAGCCCAAAAGUGCCCAGUUACCUCCAGAGACUUUAGCCACCAUGCUAGCCUGCUUGCAGUCAUGUGCUGGCAGUGUAUCCCAGGAGUUGUCGGAGACUAUCCUGACGAUGGUGGCUAAUUGCAGCAAUGUAAUGAAUAAAGCCCGACAGCCACCACCAGGUGUAAUGCCAAAGGGACGUGCCCCGAGCACCAGCACCCUAGAUGCCAUCUCACCUGUACAGAUGGACCCUCUGAGUGGCAUUGGCGGUUUGAAUUUGGGGCCCACAGCUACUUCCCACAAUCCAAGCAUAAGUUUCCCAACCCCAGUGAAUACACCUUUCAAUAAUCCCCAGUCUCCAGCAAAAGCCUUUCCACCACUUCCCAAUCCUAAUCCCAGCACACCUUUUGGGAGCAUUUCCGGCCUCCCUUCACAGCUCCCUGGUGCACUUGGCACGGGCAUCGGUCCUGGUCUAGGGAUGCCAGCAGGAAGCACUGAUCCUUUUGGUCCCAGGAAGAUGAGCACACCGGGCCUGAACCCACCAACCUUUCAGCAGAGUAAGAUGAAGGCCUCCGACCUUUCUCAGGUGUGGCCCGAAGCAAACCAGCACUUUAGUAAGGAAAUAGAUGACGAAGCAAACAGUUACUUCCAGCGCAUUUACAACCAUCCACCUCACCCAACCAUGUCUGUGGAUGAAGUCUUGGAAAUGCUGCAGAGGUUUAAGGAUUCAACCAUCAAGCGGGAGCGAGAGGUGUUCAACUGCAUGCUUCGAAACCUGUUUGAGGAAUACAGAUUCUUCCCCCAGUACCCGGACAAGGAGCUGCAUAUCACUGCCUGUCUUUUUGGUGGAAUAAUCGAGAAGGGUCUUGUCACGUACAUGGCCCUUGGUUUGGCCCUCCGAUAUGUUCUUGAAGCCUUAAGAAAACCGUACGGAUCCAAAAUGUAUUACUUUGGAAUUGCUGCCCUAGAUCGGUUCAAAAACAGACUAAAGGACUACCCUCAGUACUGUCAGCACCUGGCUUCAAUUGGUCAUUUCUUGCAAUUCCCCCACCAUUUACAAGAGUAUAUUGAGUAUGGACAACAGUCACGGGACCCUCCAGUGAAGAUGCAGGGGUCCAUCACCACACCUGGGAGCCUGGCUCUGGUGCAAGCCCAGGCACAGUCACAGCAACCUGCCGGCCUUAAAGCCCCACAGCCAGGCCAGCCCAGCACCCUCGUCACAACCACCACCACGACAACCACGGCCUCCAAGACGUCCACGAUCGCAAGACCGACACCCAGCAACUUCAAGAAGGAUGUGCCUCCCUCCAUAAACACUACCAACAUUGACACCCUGCUGGUGGCUACUGACCAAACGGAAAGGAUUGUAGAACCUCCGGAGAAUGUCCAGGAGAAGAUUGCUUUUAUUUUCAACAACCUUUCUCAGUCCAACAUGACUCAGAAGGUCGAGGAGUUGAAAGAGACGGUGAAAGAGGAGUUUAUGCCCUGGGUGUCUCAGUACCUGGUGAUGAAGCGAGUCAGCAUCGAGCCCAACUUUCACAGCCUCUACUCAAACUUUUUGGACACACUCAAAAACCCUGAGUUUGUGAAGAUGGUUCUUAAUGAAACCUACAGGAACAUCAAGGUGCUUCUGACCUCAGACAAGGCAGCUGCCAACUUCUCUGAUCGCUCCCUGCUGAAGAACCUUGGCCACUGGUUAGGCAUGAUUACACUGGCCAAAAACAAGCCUAUCCUUUACACAGAUCUAGAAGUAAAGUCUUUGCUACUGGAAGCUUAUGUGAAAGGCCAGCAGGAGCUGCUCUAUGUGGUUCCCUUUGUGGCCAAAGUUUUGGAAUCCAGCGUGCGAAGCAUGGUUUUCAGACCCCAGAAUCCUUGGACAAUGGCCAUCAUGAAUGUUCUCGCUGAGCUGCAUCAGGAACAUGACCUCAAGUUGAAUUUGAAGUUUGAGAUUGAAGUUCUGUGUAAGAACUUAUCUUUGGACAUCAACGAGCUGAAGCCAGGAAACCUGCUGAAGGACAAGGAGAAGCUAAAGAACCUCGAGGAGCAGCUAUCGGCACCAAAGAAGGAGGCAAAACCUCCAGAGGAGAUGCUGCCAGUCUCUACUGCAGCUCCUCCCUCCACCCCAGCUGCAACCACCACCACUUGUGCAACGACCGGGCCCCACCCGCAGUUUAGUUACCAUGACAUCAAUGUGUAUGCACUGGCAGGCCUGGCUCCCCACAUCAAUAUAAAUGUCAACAUCCCUCUGCUGCAGGCUCAUCCUCAGCUAAAGCAAUGUGUGCGUCAAUCAGUGGAGCGUGCCGUCCAGGAGCUGGUGCACCCUGUGGUCGAUCGCUCUAUCAAAAUCGCAAUGACAACCUGUGAGCAGAUCAUCAGGAAGGACUUUGCUCUGGAUUCUGAAGAGUCCCGCAUGCGUGUGGCUGCGCACCAUAUGAUGAGAAACCUGACUGCUGGCAUGGCCAUGAUCACCUGCCGUGAGCCUCUGCUCAUGAGCAUUGCCACCAACCUAAAGAAUAGCUUUGCUGCAGCUCUGAGGGCACCAACACCCCAACAGAGGGACAUGAUGGAAGAGGCUGCAGCCAGAAUUGCUCAAGACAACUGUGAACUGGCUUGCUGUUUCAUUCAGAAAACAGCAGUGGAGAAGGCUGGCCCUGAAAUGGACAAGAGACUAGCCACGGAGUUUGAGCUGAGGAAGCAUGCACGCCAGGAGGGACGUCGCUAUUGUGAUCCCGUUGUUCUGACUUACCAGGCUGAACGUAUGCCAGAGCAGAUCAGGCUAAAGGUGGGAGGAGUGGACCCUAAGCAGCUGGCUGUGUAUGAGGAGUUUGCUAGAAAUGUUCCAGGUUUCUUACCAAGUAAUGACCUUUCCCAACCGACUGGCUUCUUGGCUCAGCCCAUGAAGCAACAGGCAUGGGCGACGGAUGAUGUUGCUCAGAUCUAUGAUAAGUGCAUAGCAGACCUGGAGCAGCAUCUUCAUGCCAUCCCUCCAGCGCUUGCCAUGAACCCUCUUACCCAGGCCCUGCGGAGCUUGCUGGAAGCUGUGGCUCUGGCUAGAAACUCCAGGGAUGGCAUUGCAGCGCUUGGCUUGCUGCAGAAGGCUGUUGAAGGUCUUCUGGAUGCUACGAGCGGCGCCGAUGCCGACUUGCUGCUUCGCUAUAGGGAGUGCCACCUGUUGGUGCUUAAAGCCCUCCAGGAUGGACGUGCCUAUGGCCCACAGUGGUGCAAUAAGCAGAUCACCAGGUGUCUGAUUGAAUGCCGUGACGAAUACAAGUACAACGUCGAGGCGGUGGAGCUUUUGAUCAGGAACCAUCUUGUAAAUAUGCAGCAGUAUGACCUGCACCUAGCACAGUCAAUGGAAAAUGGACUGCACUACAUGGCGGUUGCAUUUGCCAUGCAGUUGGUGAAGCUGCUGCUGGUGGAUGAACGCAGUGUGAGCCACGUCACAGAAGCUGACCUCUUCCACACAAUUGAGACUUUAAUGAGGACCUGUGCACACUCCAGAGCUAAUGCACCUGAGGGGCUUCCCCAGCUGAUGGAUGUGGUUCGCUCCAACUAUGAAGCCAUGAUUGACCGGGCCCACGGUGGACCCAACUUCAUGAUGCACUCUGGGAUUUCACAGGCGUCAGAAUAUGAUGAUCCUCCAGGCUUGAGGGAGAAGGCAGAGUACCUCCUGAGGGAAUGGGUCAACCUGUAUCACUCAGCUGCUGCUGGCAGGGAUAGCACCAAAGCUUUCUCUGCCUUUGUUGGCCAGAUGCACCAGCAGGGAAUUCUGAAGACGGAUGACCUGAUCACUCGCUUCUUCCGGCUGUGCACAGAAAUGUGUGUGGAGAUUAGCUAUCGGGCACAAGCUGAACAGCAGCACAACCCAGCAGCCAGUGCAGCCAUCAUCAGAGCUAAAUGUUACCACAACCUGGAUGCCUUUGUGAGGCUCAUAGCCCUGCUGGUGAAACACUCUGGAGAGGCCACCAACACAGUGACAAAAAUCAACCUCCUCAACAAGGUGCUCGGCAUUGUAGUUGGCGUGUUGAUCCAGGACCACGAUGUUCGUCAGACUGAAUUCCAGCAGCUGCCGUAUCACCGCAUUUUCAUCAUGCUGCUGUUGGAGCUCAACGCCCCUGAACAUGUCCUGGAAACCAUCAACUUCCAGACACUCACUGCCUUCUGCAAUACCUUCCACAUCCUGAGACCCACCAAAGCACCUGGUUUUGUGUACGCCUGGCUGGAACUGAUUUCUCAUCGCAUCUUCAUUGCCAGGAUGCUUGCACACACCCCACAGCAGAAGGGUUGGCCCAUGUACGCACAACUGUUGAUUGAUCUUUUCAAGUACCUGGCCCCUUUCCUGAGGAACGUAGAGCUCAACAAACCUAUGCAAAUCCUCUACAAGGGCACGCUGCGAGUGCUCCUGGUUCUGCUUCACGACUUCCCAGAGUUUCUGUGCGAUUACCAUUAUGGCUUCUGUGACGUCAUCCCACCCAACUGCAUCCAGCUCCGCAACCUCAUCCUCAGUGCCUUUCCACGCAAUAUGAGGCUUCCUGACCCUUUCACACCCAAUCUGAAGGUGGACAUGCUGAGCGAGAUCAACAUCGCUCCACGGAUCCUCACAAACUUCACAGGCGUGAUGCCUUCACAGUUCAAAAAGGAUCUGGACUCAUAUCUGAAGACGCGCUCACCCGUGACGUUCCUGUCUGAGCUCCGUAGUAACCUGCAGGUGUCUAAUGAACCAGGAAACCGCUACAACAUCCAGCUGAUCAAUGCUCUAGUGUUGUAUGUGGGGACACAGGCAAUUGCUCACAUUCACAAUAAGGGCAGCACCCCCUCCAUGAGCACCAUCACCCACUCUGCUCACAUGGACAUCUUCCAGAAUCUGGCUGUGGACCUGGACACUGAGGGGCGUUACCUGUUCUUGAAUGCGAUCGCCAAUCAGCUGCGUUACCCCAACAGUCACACUCACUACUUCAGCUGCACGAUGCUCUAUCUGUUUGCCGAGGCCAACACUGAGGCCAUCCAGGAGCAGAUCACCAGGGUUCUGUUGGAGAGGCUGAUAGUGAACAGGCCUCACCCGUGGGGUCUCCUCAUCACCUUCAUCGAGCUGAUCAAGAAUCCUGCCUUUAAGUUCUGGAGCCACGACUUUGUGCACUGUGCCCCUGAGAUUGAAAAGCUGUUUCAGUCUGUCGCCCAGUGCUGCAUGGGACAGAAGCAGGCCCAGCAGGUGAUGGAGGGCACCGGUGCCAGCUAGCCUGUGUACCAGCCAGCUCGUAGCCCUCGGGAGAGAUGCUGUGGCCUUGAUCCACCCCCCUCACCACCCCACACAUACACACCUCCCUCUUUACUGUUGGCACUGGAUAAACUGGCAACCACAGUCAUCUGGAAUGUGGAUGAAAGGACUACUGCUCAUGGAUCUAGUUAGGUUUUUUUUUUUUUUUUUUUUUCCCCUCCCCCUUUUUUGUCGUAUCCCUUUGGAGUUGAGAUGGCGAGAAUGGAUCGGGACAUGCUGUUUAAUAUACUUUUUUUUGAUGCUUUGAUGUAAAUAUUGGGGGGAAAAAAGGGGAGAAUAUGGGAGUAGACAAGUGGAAAGCAAUGCGCACAUGUCAAAUAAAAUGUACCUUGACAUGUAAAGACAUGUAAACAUAUUUUCACUCACUACCAAAGUCCUUGGUUUGCUUCCCUCCCACACAUCCUUUUUUUUUUUUUUUUUUUUUUUUUUUUUUUUUCUGGCUUUUUUGUUGUUUUUCUUCAGCGGCUGAACGGUAGAGUGACGAGAAAAGCUGCCUACUUUCAUUUGAUUCCUUUUAUCUCCAAGUGGGACAGAAAGAUCUAGUUCUCCCAGGUGGGGUGGGGGUCUACUCCUGGUGUGUUGGUGGAGAACGUUUGCUGAUGGUUUGUCCAUUUGAAACUGGCUCUGGAAGUCUCUCCCUGGCACGUGUAAAAUUAUGCAGUGAUGGAAACCUUGUAUCUUGACAAAUUUGUAUAAAGAUCCAAAUUGAAGAACAACAAUAGAAGGACCAAUACAGCCCAUUUUGUAACAUUUUGAAUGUUUUGUAAAUGUAUUGGUCCAUGUGUUGUAUUUUGUAGUCCUUUCUAGUUUGCCUUUAGUUCUUGCUACUUAACAGCAGUAUGCAUACAUACAGUAAAUAAAGCAUUCAAACUGCUA
Molecule: messenger RNA, 8390 nt
Organism: Oreochromis niloticus (Nile tilapia)
Lineage: Eukaryota; Metazoa; Chordata; Actinopteri; Cichliformes; Cichlidae
Gene: cnot1
Product: CCR4-NOT transcription complex, subunit 1
Biological process (GO): negative regulation of translation; nuclear-transcribed mRNA catabolic process, deadenylation-dependent decay
Cellular component (GO): CCR4-NOT core complex; P-body
Molecular function (GO): molecular adaptor activity
Source: RefSeq, a predicted model, not a curated record